ACUUCCCCUUGUGCGCUUUGUGUUGCCCUGCACGGGAGGGCUCCAAGCCUGGCCUCAGCCCUCUCCCCAGAAAUCGCAUCCUGACUGCUGGGACAAGGUCCUGGAAGAGCUUCUGGAGAGUUCCUGAAGGAGAGAAUAGUUUCCAAAUUCUAGAGUGGCUUCUGAUGUUCGGGUUCCUUGGCCAAAAAGAACCUGAGGGUGUGGCAGGCAGUGCACACCACUUUGAUAGUUGAAGGAAGUAGGAGAUGCACAAGUUGAAUAUUGCAAAGCUGAGUGAGAGUAAGUUGUGGUUUGCACAGACCAUUCCUGUUAUGAGCUGGACUUCCCCAAGGCAUCACAGCUGUCAGAAACCUAAUUUAAAAUUUACCAAGAGUGAUUAAAGACAAUGGAUCCAGACUUUUUAAAUGCAUUUACACAGCCUUCUACACUUGAUCGGUUCCUAACAGAGGAUGUCAUCCCUAAAGGUGAGAAGAGGAAACUCAUAAAACCCACCUCAAGCAACAACCCCAAACUGGAAGAAUUGAAACUGCUCUUGACUGAGUGGAUCAACAGAACUCUGAAAGAGGAACAUAUAGUAGUUAAAAGUCUGGAGGAAGACCUGUAUGAUGGGCUGGUACUUCAUCAUCUCCUGGAAAACUUAGGAUGUGUCAAGCUGGAUGUUGAAAAGAUUGCAUUAACAGAAAAGAAACAGCGACAGAAACUCUCUGUGAUUCUGGAAGCUGUGGCCAAGUGUUUGCAACUGGAAGAAAGUCAGCUGAAAUGGAGUGUGGAAACUAUCUUGGCAAAGGACUUGCUGAGCACCCUGCAUCUUCUGGUUGCAAUAGCAAAGCACUUUGAACCCACCCUGGCCUUGCCUCCAAAUGUUCAAGUGGAGACAAUCACCAUCGAGACCACCUCUGGAGGACUGAAGACAUCAAAUGCAGUGGAAUAUAUCACAGAAAACAAAGAGAAUAUAGAAGCACAGUCAAAAGAUGAUGCCUUUGAUGAAUUAUUUAGCUGUGCUCCAGAUAAACUGGAUGCUGUAAAAAAGGCACUUUUGCAGUUUGUUGACCAGCAUGUUGGAAAAUUAGGAUUAAAUGUGAAAGACAUCGAAUCCCAGUUUUCAGAUGGGGUUAUCUUACUUCUCUUAAUUGGACAACUAGAGGGUUACUUUCUGAAUUUAAGGAAUUUCUUCCUGACUCCGGCCAGCACCAUGGAGAUGCUCCACAACGUUAACCUUGCAUUGGAGUUGCUAGCAGAGGCAGGACUUCUGAAUUUUCCUGUGAACUCUGAAGAUAUUGUGAACGGAGAUACGAAGGCUAUAAUGAGAGUACUGUAUUGCUUGUACUCCAAAUACAGACCCAAAGAAGCAUGAAGAACAAGGCCAAGAGCUUGAGCUGCCUUUUUUGUGUGUGUGUGGUUUUAUUUGUUUGUUUGAAAUAUAUAUAUAUAUAUAUUUUCCUCUAUCUCUAGCAGGCCAUGGUGUGAUUUUUGGAUUCCCAGCUCUGUUUGCCACUGUUCCUGGGCAUGCACUGGUGUUUGAUACUUGCUGUGUUAACAUUGUAUAGCAAAUGUGUCAUUCAUGCAAGGUUUCACAUACACAGCCUGAGCAACUGUAAAUGUGUGUCCACAGCUGGAGUACUGUGUAAUUCUAGGGCUCUAGCUCUUGUUCCAGAUCCUGCCUUCUGUUUCCUCUGAACCCCUCCAAUGUUUCAAAGAAAUUAAAUGUGUGUUUGUUUAUUCUGGGCUCUGCGUUCUUUGCUCCUGAAGGUGACUUUGAAAGUUGUUGCAUUCUCCCCAUUUUCCUGCUUUGGGAAGUCAUUUGGGAAACUAGAGAGAAGAAGUGGGAAGGCUGAGACACACUUGAAGUUCAAAAUCUGCUUUAGAGAGGUGGCCAGUACUGUCAGACAGGAGGGUAUGAACUGGAUGCCAAAUGACAUCAAAAAUGAAACCUGAACUUACCAAGUGCUUGAUAAGAAUUUCAGUGCUCAUUUGCUCCAAUAUAGAAAAGGCACUUAGCACAAUAUGCUGGUGUGAGCUGUGCAGGAACGGGGAGUUCUCCUGCACAGCUGUAGAAAGAUGCCAUUAUUUCCUUGCCAAGCCAGUGCCAAACCAUGUCCAGCUCCAUUUGCAGCCCUGGCACAAGCUCUGGCUAGCAGGGAUGCCAAACCCUGUCAGGCAUGUUGUGAGAGGGAGUCACACGUUUACACUUUGUCUGCAAUGAAAGGUGGGCAGAUGCUGGCUGAAUUCAGCUUCCCACCACUCCUGACAGCUGCAUCUUCUCAAACUCCUCAGGCUCUCCUAGGUGAAUUUAACCAGCCUCUACUCAGAGCCUCUCAGCAGUUUCCUCUGGAUUCAUCAAGAUUAUUGAUUAGUUAUUAGUGGCCACCCUUGGUCUUGGUCUUUCUUGGGGGAUUUAAAUCAGAACUUCAGAACUCCUUUCAAAACCUCCAUCUGCUCUCUUGACCUUCAACUUAUGUCAUGUUGCAUAAAACUAGAGAUAUAAUUAGGAAGAAAAAAAGCUGCUUUUUUUUUUUUUUUUUUUUUUUUUUUUUUUUUUUUUUUUUUUU
Messenger RNA from Prinia subflava (tawny-flanked prinia), 2549 nucleotides. It is a transcript of the gene PARVG, whose product is annotated as parvin gamma. Gene Ontology annotation, cellular component: focal adhesion; actin cytoskeleton; cytoplasm. Lineage: Eukaryota; Metazoa; Chordata; Aves; Passeriformes; Cisticolidae. Gene Ontology annotation, biological process: establishment or maintenance of cell polarity; actin cytoskeleton organization; substrate adhesion-dependent cell spreading. Gene Ontology annotation, molecular function: actin binding. The coding region runs from base 386 to 1354 and encodes 322 amino acids. The record is from RefSeq and is a predicted model, not a curated record. The transcript is spliced from 14 exons.